Messenger RNA from Ostertagia ostertagi, 2344 nucleotides. The record is from the annotation of a GenBank genome assembly. NCBI's taxonomy places the organism in Eukaryota, Metazoa, Nematoda, Chromadorea, Rhabditida, Trichostrongylidae.
GUGGAUACUGACCGAUGAUGACGACAACACGGCCGAUUCGUCAUGUGCUCUUACCGUACGACUUCCAGACAAAGAGCCAAAGAUCAUCAAGGGACUUGGUGAUCGUACCGUACCGGUUGGCCUGCCGACUAUCUGGGAAGUGGAGACCGAAGGAUCCCCUCGAACUGUUAAGUGGUACAAGAACGGUAAAGAACUGGCUGGUGCUGCUGCAGCGCAAGUGAAAAUCUCGAAGAUCGACGACAACCACUACGUGCUUGAGCUCACUGUGGAGCCGCAGUUGACCUUCCUCAAGCCACUCAAGGACCAAGAGAUCACCGAAGGCGAAAACGCGGAGUUCCAGCCUUCAUUUGCAGGUACAAAAACGGCCAGAGAUCGCUCAGAUCUCGCUCGUUAUUACGCGAAUAAGAUGAACAGGAAGCGGGAAGAAGAGACCAAAUACAAACUGGUCAUCAAGAAUGCUACCAGAGAAGAUGCCGCUGAGUAUAAGGUGGUACUCACCAACUCAGCUGGCGACGCCGAUUCAUCAGCGAAACUCACAGUCAAGAAGGCUAAACCAGGAAUCCCGAAGAUCAUCAAGGGUCUUGAAGACCAGGUAGUGGCUAAGGGCGCUUCAUUGGUGUUCGAAGUGAAAGUCGAAGGUGAAGUGGACGAGCUGCGCUGGAGUAAAGACGCCACACCUAUCACAGCUGGAGCCAAUGCUAUUAUUGAGAAGAUCGAUGACAAGACUUACCGAUUGACGAUUCCCAAGGCAGAUCUGGGCGAUGCCGGUCACUACUCUGUUGAGGCAAUCAACGAAACUGGAAAAGUGGUACUUUCGAAUAGCGCCGGUGAAUGUGAUUCGUCAGCUCAACUGACAGUGACGAAGCCGAAUAUCCUGAAAAUGCUACAAGGUCUUAAAGACAUUGACGUCGAAGAAGGCCAGCCAAUCGAAUUGAAGGUAAAAAUCGAAGGAACCCCGAAAACCGUCAAGUGGUACAAAAAUGGUGUGGAAUUGGCACCAACCGAUGCGGAGCUGAAGGAAAGUCCCGAAACUGGCGAGUAUUCGCUGGUCAUUCCGCAAUCAAAGAAGAGCGAUGGUGCCGCCUACCGUAUCACUCUGGCCAAUGACAGGGGUGAGAUCUACAGUGGCGCUGUGGCACACGUCAAGGUGCCGAAAGCCAAAGAGGUCACAACACCGGCCAAUUUCCUCUCACCACUGGAAGAUACCGAAGUUGUGGAAGGAGAAACGCUCACGCUGAAAUGUGUUGUAGCCGGUGAACCAUUCCCGACCCUUGUUUGGACCAAGGACGGUGUGGAGCUGGAGAAAGACGAGCGAGUCACGAUGCGUGUCGCUCUUGAUGGAACAGCCACGCUACGUAUUCGUGACGCACGCAAAUCAGACUUCGGACAGUACCGUAUCACCGCCAAGAACGACAGCGGAACAGAGUCCAGCAGUUGUCAGGUAACCGUCAAGGACAAGGGCGAAGAGCCAUCCAAACCACGUUUCAUCAUUCCACUGAAAUCAUGUGAAGCUGAGAUUGGUGAAAAGAAGGAGUUCGAAGUGAAAUUGCGAGGAUUCCCCAAAAGCCCAACUCUUUUGAGAGUAAAAUUGGAAGCUAGUGAGGGUAUCGAAAUUCGAAACACCUCUGAUGGAGCCUGUCGUGUGCGAAUCGCCAAAUUCGGAAAGGAAGACGUCGGUGUCUAUCUGUGCGUGGCCAAGAAUCCACUCGGUGUGCCGGCCAAGGUCGAUCGUAUGUCUGUGAAGGUGAUGAAGGCGCUUAUCGAUGUGUGGCCUCAAAUGAACACGGAUCCAUCAACACCGGUUGUAUGGUCACAGUCAAGGUGCCAAAGGCUGAGGCAAAGAAAGAAGGCGAAGAGCCGUUCUUUACCAAAGGACUUGUUCGACAUUUGGACCGAUCGUGGUGAAUCAUUCACGUUGAAAUGCGCUGUUCAAGGCGAUCCCUUCCCGGAGAUCAAAUGGUACCGCAACGGAAUCCUGGUACGUGACUCUCCAAGGACGACGAUCGAAACGUCUGCGGAUGGCAGCUGCACCUUGACAGUAAAGGAAUGCACGAUGAGUGACGAAGUCUCACUUGGCAAAGGCGAUAUGCCGAAACUCGAAAUGGGAUCACCUCCAAGGUUCAUCAUCCCUCUCGAAGACCAGACAGUUCUCAUCGGUGGAGUUAUCGAUCUCGAAUGUAAGGUCACCGGAGAACCGAUGCCGCAGGUGAAAUGGUCCAAGGAUGGUGGCCCAAUUUGGGAAGACUCACGUUACGAAUGGGACAUCGAUGAGGCAAAGGUGAGUACCAUCUCAAAGCAGCUCUGGGAGAACUACGGUGGCUCAAAAAUCUCCGCAACCCCUUGA